Molecule: messenger RNA, 1299 nt
Organism: Microthlaspi erraticum
Lineage: Eukaryota; Viridiplantae; Streptophyta; Magnoliopsida; Brassicales; Brassicaceae
Source: the annotation of a GenBank genome assembly
AUGGUGUCUUGCAAGGGAAAUACUUACUGCAUUGCUUCAGAUAAAGAAAAACCGGAGCUUGGCGUAUCCUUGCUCAUGUUUGAUUAUUCAACUGACAAGUUUGGACGUGUGCCUCUUCCCUAUCAGUCUCCUUACCUUAAUGCGUGUCUUUCAGUUGUUAGAGAAGAGAAACUUUCUGUGUUAUUGCAACAAAAGGUUACAUCAAAGACUGAGAUAUGGGUGACAAAUAAGAUUGGUGAGAGCAACAAAGGGGUGUCGUGGAGCAAGGUCUUAGCACUGGAUUUGGGCCUUCGUCUUGGGAUUCUUGACUAUGCGAGUUUUUUGUUCGAUGAGGAGAAGAAAGUCGUCAUGUGUUGUGACAGAUUGACAGACGACAUUGACAUGGUAUACAUUGUUGGGGAGGAUAACAUAGUCACACAAGUGGAAAUUGGAGUGAAUGAGUUCGAUGGUUGCUGGCCAGCUAUUCUUAAUUAUUUCCCAAGUUUGGCUCAAAUUGAGCCAGCUCGAGGCAAGAAAAGAAAAAGACUCGAAAGGAUGGAUGAUUUGAUUGAGGGAAAACCUGAUCUUGAAGCCAUAGAUAUCAUCAAGAACCGACUAAAUAAUCUAGGCAGAGAUGUGGAAGCCAUACGUGGCCUAGCACUAGCAGAGAUCAUCCCUUUCGCUAUGUCUGAGCUGGAAGACGACCAAUCAGACCUACACUCGCUUCUAGAGGCUCAAUUAGAUAAGAUUGGUGAGAUCAACAAAGGUGUGUCGUGGAGAAAGGUCUUAGCAUUGGAUUUGAGCCUUGAUCUUCACCUUUUGAGUUCUGCGACUUUCUUGCUCGAUGAGGAGAAGAAAGUCAUCGUGUUGUGUGACGCAUGGGUAGACGAGAAUGAAGUCCUGUGCAACAAAGACAUGGUAUACAUUGUUGGGGAGGAUAACAUAGUCACAGAAUUGGAAUUUGGAGUGGAUAAGAUCGAUGAUUGCUGGCCAGCUAUUCUUACUUAUUUCCCAAGUUUGGCUCAAAUCGAGCAAGCUCGAGGCAAGAAAAGAAAUAUAUUCGAAAGGAGGCAUUUGAUUGAAGGGAAAAAUAUUCUUGAAGCCAGUAAUAUCAUCAAGAAGCGACGGAAAACUCUGGAUGAAGAUGUGGAAGCCCAAGGUGACGUAGCAAAUACAAGAAUAGAACUAGACUGGCUUCAACAUGCUCAACAAAAAAUGUGUAGGAAACAUUUUAAGGAAUUAGGUAUCUCUAUCUCUAGUAAAAACGACUUGAGUCACUUGAGAGAUUUGCUAGAUUUGCUAGAGCUCUGCAUGAAGUGA